Dentiscutata erythropus is the source of this 139-nucleotide messenger RNA. Lineage: Eukaryota; Fungi; Glomeromycota; Glomeromycetes; Diversisporales; Gigasporaceae. The record is from the annotation of a GenBank genome assembly.
CACGACUCGUUUCUUCGUCCCAUACUAUCCUUAUCUCAUCAACGAAGCCAAAAAUCCGAUAAAUUAUGACUUGUCAGACGAAAUCAUAUUUCGAGAUUUUGAAUCAAAGCGACUCAUGAUGAUGAAGGAAUUUGUGUAA